AUGGUAAUGGAGUCUGCACAGCCCAAUGGGCGAUUCUGGCCGUUAUCUCCGCGGUUAUGGCGUCGUAGCAACGAAUAUUCAAAAGUCGUUUUUGAACCGAGACGACCACCGACAUCGCCGAUCGAAAUACGAAAGCAUGAUAGAAUAGAUGAGACCCCAGAUUUGUUACGAUCUAGAAGUUUUAUUAAAGAUAACCUAGAUCAUUUGAAUCUGGAAGACGAGAUAGAGCUAAGAAGAAGCCUAGACGAUAAGUGCAGAUGGAGCGUAGAUUCUAAGAAGCCACCAGUUAAAGAAACUAAGAAAGAUGAGGUUGUGAAAUUGAGAGCGAAGAAGAGGCAGAGAGAGCCGAGACCGAACAGUCUCCAACUUCUACUUUGUCCGUCGAAUUCAGGACAUUACAGCAGUAACACAUGGCGGUACACCAGGGUUCGAUCAAAAAGCCAUGAGCCCGAGGGCGGCGGCCGGUGCGAGGGGCCGCUAGCGCGCGCCAUGCAGCCCGCCCCGCAGGGCGGCUCGCCCAAGCGACACGCGACGCCGGCGUCUGGUCACGGAGCGGCAACAGACCCAUCAACGUUGAAGGUCCACCUUCCAAACGGUGGGUUCAACGUUGUUAGGGCGUCUCCAGACGAGGAUGUCCGGUCUGUUCUACGAUGUCUCGCUGCCAGGUUAGCGGCGGGCGAACGGGUAUACGCCUCGUGCUACGCGCUCAGGGCAAGGAGACUGACCACUGGCAAAAUCCGAUGGAUACACCAAGACACGCCGGUGUCAGAGCUGAUAACAAAAUGGCCAGCCAGCGAGUGGCGUCUAGAGCUACGUGUUCGGUACCUGCCCGCGAAUCUUCGAGACCUCUGCGACUCGGACCGCGUCACUUUCCACUACUACUACGAUCAGGUUCGACAUGACUACCUGCACGCCAAUCAUCCCAUGGUGGACCAGGAUUUGGCGAUACAGAUAUGUUGUUUAGAAAUAAAAUAUUUCUGCAAGGACAUGCAGAUCUCUCUCGAUAAGAAGUCCAAUAUAGAGUACCUGGAGAAAGAGUUCGGUUUGCACAAGUUCCUGCCGAAGUCCGUACUGGAAGCUAUCAAACCGAAAGUUCUAAAAAAGGCCAUACAACAACAGUUUAAAAAGGUCGCCAAUCUGAGCGACACGGACUGCAUGCUGAAGUACCUGGAGACGAUGCACACGCACUACGGCUACGACCGCGAGACCUUCACCGGCGCGCUCGGCUCCGGCUGGGCCAUCCCCGUCGAGCUGGCCAUCGGGCCCGACAUCGAUAUAUCGUACGUGUCGCACAAGGCCGGCGAGCCCCCCACCUACACUAAGAUAGCGUCCUUCAGUGACAUCGUAGCGGUACAGACUCUCAAGUCUAAUUGCACGCAACAGUCGCAGACACAGACGAACUCAUCUUGCGGUAAAGCAGCGCUACAGUUGAGAGUGAAGGGUGCCACGGAGACGUUAACUAUUACUUGCAGCAGUGUUGAGGCUGCAGAAAGUUUAGCAGAUUUAGUAGACGGCUAUUGUAGAUUAGUGACAGAUUCGCAAACCUCGCUUUGGAAUAGAACGACAACUGUAUGGAAAUCGCUCAGCUGUCAAUGUAAAACGGAGAUGAGCAGCAGCUCGUCGGAGGGCAAGGCCAGCUCGUGGGAGGCGCACUCCGCCACGCUGCUGUCCGAGGACUACGCCGAGAUCGUGGACGACGACGCCGACUACUCCACGCCUCAGGUUCGUGACUACGAAUUGGUUCGUAAUCAAAUCGAACUGAUCAGCAUCAUCGGAGAGGGGCAGUUUGGUGACGUUCAUAAAGGCACGUGCCGCGUGUCGUCGGCCACGCACCCGUCGCUGCGGCGCCAGCUGGCGGCGCGGCGCGCGGACGGCGCGGACGCGCUGCCCGUGGCCGUCAAGACCUGCAAGCUGGACGCCGACCUCGACACCGCCGAGAAGUUCCUCGAGGAGGCCUACAUAAUGCAGCAAUUCUCCCACCCACACAUCAUCGGGCUGGUGGGCGUGUGUAGCACACCUCCCAUCUGGAUCGUCAUGGAGCUCGCCACCUUAGGGGAGAUGAGGGCGUACUUGCAGCAGAAUGCUCAUAGGUUAGAGACAUGCACCCUGGUUCUCUACAUCUACCAGUUAUCAACAGCGCUAAGUUAUUUGGAGAGCAAGAAGUUCGUGCACAGAGAUAUAGCGGCUAGAAAUGUUCUUGUUUCGACGCCUACAUGUGUUAAGCUGGCGGAUUUCGGACUUUCGAAAAUGGUUGAGGACAAGUCGUAUUACAAAGCGUCGAGAGGAAAGUUGCCUAUCAAGUGGAUGGCUCCCGAGUCCAUCAACUUCAGACGGUUCACGUCCGCGUCAGAUGUUUGGAUGUUUGGCGUCUGCAUGUGGGAAAUCUUGAUGCUCGGAGUGAAGCCAUUCAGCGGUGUCAAGAACAACGAUGUGAUAGGAAAACUUGAAAACGGUGAAAGAUUGGCGCUUCCACCGCGCUGUCCCCCCAGGCUGUAUUCAGUCAUGUCUCGCUGCUGGGCCUACGAACCCUCACAGAGGCCUACCGCUCACCAACUUAAGGAAACACUUUUCGAGAUCCUGCAAGAAGAACGUAACACGGCGUGGGACACCAUGCGGCGCGAGAACCGGCGCGUGGCCGCCGCCUCCUGGGGCGACGAGCCUCCGCCCAAGCCGUCGCGCCCCAGCACCAACCUCGCCGGCGGUAGGCCUCCGACUGCGGGCGGCGGCCCGCAGACGUACAUCGUGGCGCAGAGCCCGCAGGUGCUGGCGCAGCUGCUGCGCGACAACCCGCGCGCCGACCCGCACGCCUACACCACGCCCGCCUCGGUAUUCAACACGCUCGCCGUCGACUUCGCCCCGGCCGACCCCGCCGCCCCCGAGCCGCCCCUGCACACGCGCCCCAUCCCCGCCACGCGCCUGCACCGCCUCGACCCGCCCGCGCCCGCGCUGCUCGGCCGCGUGGCGGCGCGCGAGAGCGUGGACAACCUGAGCGCCCCUCCCGCCCCGGCCUCCCCUCCCGCGCCCUCCCCGCCGCCCGCCGAGCCGCCCGAGCCGUGCCCGAGCCGCGUGCGCUCGCUGGAGCGCGCCCCGAGCGCGCCCGAGAGGGGCCCCGCGCGAGUGGGCUCGCUGGAGCGCGCCCCGCGCGUGGGCUCGCUCGAGCGCGCCCCGCGGGCCGGCGAGCGGGGCGCGCCGCGCGCCGGCUCGCUGGAGCGGGCGCGCCAGCUGGCCGGGCGCCCGGAGCCCGACGUGGGCCAGUUCGCCGUGCAGGGCGCCCUCAACGCGCAGCUGGCCGCCAGCGUGGUCAACAAGAUGCGGCUGCAGCCCGAGCCGCCGCUGGUCGAGGAGAUCUACGACUUCGGCGGCGACCACGUCAAGAGCUGCGCCGCCAUCGCCGCGCAGAGGGCGCUGGGCGGGCGCGCCCCGGCGCUCCGCCCCGCCCGCCCCGCGCGCCCCGCCCUGGCCCCGGAGUUCGACACGGAGCAAGCGGUGGAGAGGAGACUGCUGGCAGAGCUGGCGAGACAGCAGCACCAGAGCGAGGAGGACCGGCGCUGGCUUCAGAUGCAGGAGGACAACCUGAAACGUCUCUCAAACGUUCAGCUGGUGCCUCCGGUGACAGAAGUCGAGAAGUCGGAGGCUGCGCACGCGAGCGCUCAAGAAACAAAGUCUACUAGUCAACCACAUUCCGCUACAAAUUCGUCAGAGACAAGUCCGGCGAACACCGUUAAAUCCAAAGAAAAUAGAACACCUAGUGAAGAUAAGGGCGGGGGAGCGGCGCCGGAGCCCGUGUACGCGUGCACGACGGAGGUGGUGCGGCGCGUGAUGCGGCUGGCGGGCGCGGCCACGGCGCACGGCCCGCAGCCCGCCGCGCUGCUGGACGCCGUGCGCGCGGUGGGCGGCGCUCUGAGGGAGCUGUGCGCCACCGUCGACGACCUGGUGGCGCUGUACCCGCCGCCCGCGCAGCGUGAGGUGGAGAUGGCGCACCAGGUGCUCAGCAAGGACAUGGCGGCGCUGGUGGAGGCCAUGCGCCUCGCCAUACACUACUGCCGGACCACGCUACACCACGAUUAUACCAAGAGCAUGCUGGCCGCCGCCCACGUGCUAGCCAUGGACGCCAAGAACCUCCUCGACGUAGUGGACUGCAUCCGAGAGAGACACCCUGACGUCGACUGGCGCUCCGGGCUCGCCCCGGAGCCGCCCCGAGCGCGCGCGCCCCACUGCCCCAGCCUCGCCCCGGAGCCGCCCCGGGGUCACGCGCCCCCCUGCGCCGACCUCGCGCCCCAGAACCCGCCGACGUCCCCCGCCUCGGAUGAACCACGUCCCGAAUUCCGCAUCAAUCAGCCCGUCACCGCCCCAGAGUCUUUCGAGGCGCCCCGGGAACCGCCCCGGGAACACAGCAGCCUACCCAAUCGCGUGUCGACUCUCAUACAUAACUACAAUUUGUAUGGUAACGUUCGCGAGGAACACGUGUAUGGGAACGAGGAGAGCAAAGGCGAGCCAGGGGAGUCGGUGAGGAGCCGUGUACAAGCGCUGACAGGCAAAUUGCUCGAGCAAGGCGUGCAAAACGUGCAAACCGUGCAAGCUGUGCAAGCCGACCAGGGCUGAGUGAGAGGCGUUUUUAGUUCGCUUGUAGUGCCAGUUUUGUUGAAGGUGGGCCCGGAGUUCUGAAGCUUUACUGUUGCGAGGCUAUGACGCAUAGUGACUAGUACUUACAGUUAAUCGAUGGGUUUACUUUAUACUGAAGUAUACAAUGCCGCUUUUUUUUUAAAUUAAAUUUAGAAGCUUCGAAAAGACAUUCUCGAUUGCUCAAUGUUUUAGCGAAUGUUGUGGAUUUUAUUGUUGAGCCAAAAUUUACUCUUCGACUAUACGUCUAUUUACUGUUAUUAACAUUUCGUUUAUUGGACAUUCGGAGUUUAUGUGAUUUAAAUGUUUUUAAAUAAAUAUUAUCGACCCGUA
Melitaea cinxia (Glanville fritillary) is the source of this 4953-nucleotide messenger RNA. RefSeq names its product focal adhesion kinase 1 (gene Fak). The record is from RefSeq and is a predicted model, not a curated record. Gene Ontology annotation, cellular component: cytoskeleton; focal adhesion. Lineage: Eukaryota; Metazoa; Arthropoda; Insecta; Lepidoptera; Nymphalidae. The transcript has 26 exons. Bases 1 to 4602 code for a protein of 1533 amino acids. Gene Ontology annotation, biological process: signal complex assembly; protein phosphorylation. Gene Ontology annotation, molecular function: protein tyrosine kinase activity; ATP binding.